Wasmannia auropunctata (little fire ant) is the source of this 2874-nucleotide messenger RNA. It is a transcript of the gene conu, whose product is annotated as rho GTPase-activating protein 28-like. The record is from RefSeq and is a predicted model, not a curated record. Lineage: Eukaryota; Metazoa; Arthropoda; Insecta; Hymenoptera; Formicidae. Gene Ontology annotation, molecular function: GTPase activator activity. Gene Ontology annotation, cellular component: cytoplasm. Bases 1242 to 2612 code for a protein of 456 amino acids. Gene Ontology annotation, biological process: regulation of actin filament polymerization; regulation of small GTPase mediated signal transduction; signal transduction. The transcript has 8 exons.
GCCCGGCCUGCCCCUGUCCCCUGUUUUAUUGUCAGAUCAAUCCGAUCUCCGACACGACGCGUGAACGCGCACGGAAUACAUUAGGAAUUCUCGGAAGCGGCUAUAGCCUCGAAAAAUUGCGUUCAGUACUUGUCUCUCGUGCGAACGAGCGAGCGAGCGAUUUCUUCGCUGAAUCGAAAAUGUAGCAGAAAAAUGUUUAUCUUUCGAUAUUUUGUCUCUCUCUCUCUCCCCCCUUCCUCUUCCUCUCUCUGCCCCCUCUCCUCCCUGUUUAAAUCCUCCAGUAUCUCGAAACUUGCUUUCAGAGUACGAUGAGGCUGCAUACGUCAUCGAGUUCCUCCGCAAAGAAAUCUUGCUUGCGACGCGCGUAUCUCAUUCAUGAAAGAGGCGUCGCAGGGUUAAUUGUGUUGGAAGUCGCAGGGGACGAAUUAGGUUAUGUAUCGCGAUAUAUAUACGAAGUACGCACUUGUAUAUAUAAAUUUUACUUAUAUUUUGCGUGUGUAUCGCGUUUAAGGUGUUAUUGCGAUGUACGUGUAGGUAUGGGUGCAGUACGCGUGCGUGUGUGCAUGUGAUUUGUGGAAGCUGCGGGUUGACACAAGCGCACUCACGAAUCUCGCGACUCGCGAUAGUCGCGAUGCGUCAAUGCGUGCUGCCUGCAGGUGUUGCCUAUUUAUUCGUAGGAGAAAUGCGUCGUGAAUAAAUCACUCAACUUCACGCGGUUCGCGCGGCGCCGUAUCUUUUACGUUAAACAUAUCGUGUAUCGAAGAGACCAUGAUGCAUCUUGGAAGAGACGUUCAUUGUUUACGAGCAUUUACGAGCGCAUUGGAAAUCGCACUCGCGUAAUAUAUGCGUGUAUAAUACUAAUGAACGAUCUGGGGAUUCUGGGGGACUGUGUGUAUUGAAAUUUGCUCGUGAAAUCGGUGGAAUGUGAUAUAAAUACGUCGGUCGAUAUAUCAUUCCGAGAAAGAUAUUUUAUCGUGAAUAAUUGUUUGCACUCUUUAAUUGCCAAUUGAGCGCCCCGAUAAGAUUCCUUCGAAGUAAACUCGGAAGUAAAUUGUGUAUUUUUUUUCCAAUUUUAAUGGCAAAUGAUGUGAACGUGUUGUCAGUUUAUAGACGAAUAUAGAUGUUUAAAAAAAGAUAUCAGAAUAAGGACGUAUUUUUGGGAGUAAGCUUCUUUAAAUGUUUCCAAAAAGUCUUUAGUUGAUGAAUAUAUACAUCCAAAGGAUAUAAAAGAAAACGAAAACAUGGACAAAGGACAUGGUGCCACCUACGCAGGAAGUGAUAGCCACCUACUCGAAUACUGGGAGGAAUAUCAGAAAAUGAUAGAGGAAACAAAAAUGUUGGAUGAUUAUUUAGAUGAAGAAUGCAGCCCUCGAAGUUAUGAUGAAGGAGAAGAAGAAGCUGAAUGGUUACAUGCAGCAGGCUUAGGGCAAUUAACAGAGGCAUGGAAAGCAGGCAAGGAGGUACAACCUGAAGAAUUAGGUGCAGUUUUGCGUCCUCUAUCGCGAGCUCAAGCAGAAGCUGUGAAACGUCGCGUGAGAUCGCUUAAUCAUACAGUUAAACAACGUUUUAAUCAGCGUCAACGUGUUCGCAAACCAGACAUUAGAGAUGUCUUUAAAGAUGUAGAGGUCUCCAGCACAGGUACGCGAUCACGUAGCGGCACUCCUGAUUCUUUAGAUUCAAUUCGAGGCGCUACACCAGAAAAUGCAUCACCUCCUUCCCCUCCGAUAGUCGAAGAUGCGCACCAAAACGCUGGUGUACCAAGUUUUGUUUCUAUAUUCCACCGAACGUCAACUGAAGAAAAACCAACGGUUCGUAGAACACCAAGUGUUCCUCAAACAGUUCUUAAUUCUGUGCCAGUGCCUGCUUCGACUUCUGCACCCGUGCAAGAAAUUUUCAGGAGAGUCGGCAAUUGGUCGAGAGGGGAUGUUGCAAAUGAUUCUGAAGGAAUUCAGUUGACCGGCUACCAUAGAUUGGGAACAAUACACAUUGCCAGGCCACUUCAGAGACAUAAUGGUGAUCUUAAUCAUGUAACAAAUUUAGACGCUGAGUCAGUUAGAAAAUUGGCCGUGCCAAAGGAAUCGAGUCUUCGACGGAGUUCAGGAAAUCACGCGACAGUAACGCGAAGUCAUAGCAGUUUAUAUGGCUUAACCAGACCAGCGGAUGGAAACUUAAUAGCUCGUCCAUUAAGUCGUACAUCAUCGCACGGUCAUCUUAGUUUCGAGGAGAUGUGUAAAACCAACGAAGCCAAAUCUCAAGUGUGGCCUUCUGACAAUCUUAUGACUGAUGACGCUUACGCUCGACAAGAUGUAGAAUUGUUAUCACAACGAGAUUUUACGAAAUUGCAACCUCUUUUAUGGCUUGAGCUUACGGCGAUUUUUGAUAAAUAUAAUAUACCGCUUACAAGACGAAAACCGAAUAAGAGAAGGAGGAAAACUGGCAAUUUGUUUGGCGUUUCUUUAUCGACGCUAUUGCUCAGGGACAGUCAAUUAACAAGUGAAGAAAAUAACAUACCAUUAGUGUUUCAAAAAAUUCUUAAUGAGUUGACAAAACGUGGAGUAAAAGAAGAAGGUAUUCUUCGUGUUGGAGGCCAUAAACAAAAAGUAAGUGUAUAGUCAUUAAGUCCUUUGUUGCAGUGUUUUAUAUAUGGGACACUUGAAAUAUUUAUAUUAAUGUUUUGAAAUUGUUGAUUUCGAAUCUCACAAUUUGAAAACUAAAUAGCAGAUUAAAUAUUUAACGGCAAAAAUAAUUAAAAAUUUUGAAAAAUUAUUUUUAUUUGUCUGAAACGUAUAUUUUAGAGCUGUUACUUUUCACCUACUUCGAAUAUUCGAAACUUCGAAAGAAUUCGAAGCUUCGAAGUUUAAAAAAAUACGUUCA